ACUGCAGGACUCCGCUUCCAUAGAUAUUAAGGGAGGAGAACGUUUCGAGGAACGACCGGAGUGAAGGCUUGACGACAUCACUGCUGCAGCCUAGACAUUGAGAAGCCCAAUUCGAUUGAAACGCUCCUCUUUUUGGCGCGAGGUCAUCUUCGGAAUUUCUUCAAGUGGCCUACAGUACAGUGUGGUGAGUUACCUGCCCAUUCCUAGCAAUGCCGCCUCCUUGCUCUCUCCUGUGCCGCCUGGCCACGCUUCUCUGUGUGUGGGCACUUUGCCAGGCCCAGUCGGAUACCAAACUACCCCCUGGCACCCCCAUCAUCCAGCUGCGUCUGGCAGGGGACAAACACAAGCACUACGAGGGCCGGGUUGAAGUCUACUAUAAUGGAGAGUGGGGCACGGUGUGCGACGAUGACUUCUCCAUCCAUGCAGCCAACGUCGUGUGCAGGGAGCUGGGCUAUGUGGAGGCUGUAUCCUGGUCUCCUUCUUCCAAGUAUGGCAAGGGAGAAGGUCGGAUCUGGUUGGACAACGUCCACUGUUCGGGACUAGAGAGAACCCUGGCCCAGUGUGAGUCCAAUGGCUUCGGAGUUUCCGACUGCAAACACUCUGAGGACGUGGGAGUGGUGUGUAGCCAGAGACGAAUCGCCGGCUUCAAAUUCAUCAGUACCCUAACCGACAAUGUGGAAAGUCUGAAUGUCCAGGUGGAAGAUGUGCGUAUCCGGGCCAUCUCCUCCCAGCGUAAAAGGGUUCCCAUGACGGAGGGCUACCUGGAGGUGAAGGACGGGGGGAAGUGGAGACAGAUCUGUGACUUGGAGUGGACUGAGAUGAACAGCCGGGUCAUCUGUGGGAUGUACGGCUUCCCUGGAGAGAAAAGAUACAACACUAAAGUCUACAAGCUGCUGUCCAAGCGCAGGAAGAAGAACUACUGGGGCUUCGGAGUGAACUGCACGGGGAACGAGGCCAGCCUGCAUGGCUGUAAGCUGGGCCACAAGGUGGAGCUGAGGGGGAAUGCCACCUGUGAGAAGGGCUUGCCCGUGGUGGUCAACUGUGUUCCAGGACGGGCCUUUGCUCCCAGCCACGCCCAGGGCUUCAGCAAGGCCUACAGGGUGGAGCAACCCCUGGUGCGCCUGAGAGGCGGAGCCAACAUAGGGGAAGGGCGAGUGGAAGUGCUGAAAAAUGGUGAAUGGGGCACCGUCUGCGAUGACAGCUGGAACCUGGAGGCAGCCACCGUGGUGUGUCGAGAACUGGGCUUCGGUAGUGCCAAGGAGGCCCUCGCUGGAGGCAAACUGGGACAAGGAAUGGGCCCGGUCCAUAUGAAUGAGGUGAAGUGUUCUGGCUUUGAGAAAUCCCUCACUGAGUGUUACUUCAAUAGAGAUGCCCUGGGCUGCAGUCACGAGGAGGACGCUGCAGUUCGAUGUAAUGUUCCUGCCAUGGGCUUCCAGAACAGACUGCGUCUGAGCGGUGGGCGGAACCCAUUUGAAGGGCGUGUGGAGGUGCUGGCGGAGAAGAACGGCUCGUUGGUGUGGGGUACGGUGUGCAGUGACAGCUGGGGUACCAUAGAGGCUACAGUCGUGUGCAGACAGCUGGGUCUCGGUUUUGCCAACAACGCCUUCCAGGAGACGUGGUACUGGCCAGGAGACGUGAGUGCUGAUGACGUGGUGAUGAGCGGGGUCAGGUGCUCGGGGACAGAGAUGACUCUGGCCCAGUGCCUCCAUCAUGGGAAACACCUCGACUGCCCCCGAGGGGGAGGACGCUUCGCUGCUGGAGUCUCCUGCUCUGAGACGGCCCCAGACUUGGUUCUAAACGCCCAGGUGGUGGAACACACCACGUACCUGGAGGACCGGCCCAUGUACAUACUGCAGUGUGCCAACGAGGAGCACUGUCUGUCCAGCAGCGCCGCCGCCGCCACAUCGUCCUCCUACCGCCGCCUGUUGCGCUUCUCCUCCCAGAUACACAACAACGGACUGACAGACUUUCGCCCCAGGGCCGCACACAACUCCUGGAUCUGGCACGAGUGCCACAGGCACUACCACAGCAUGGAGGUGUUCACCCACUAUGACCUACUGAGCUUCAACGGCACCAAGGUGGCAGAGGGACACAAGGCCAGCUUCUGUCUGGAGGACACCCAAUGUGAAGAGGGUAUCGAGAAGAGGUACGAGUGUGCUAACUUCGGGCAGCAGGGCAUCACUGUUGGGUGCUGGGAUACGUACAGACACGACAUUGACUGUCAGUGGAUAGACGUGACAGACGUUGUGCCAGGAGACUACAUCUUCCAGGUUGUGAUCAACCCAAACUUUGAGGUAGCAGAGUCUGACUACACCAACAACGUUAUGAAGUGCAGGUGUCGAUACGACGGCCACAGGAUAUGGAUGUACAACUGUUAUAUAGGUGGCUCAGUGAGCUCCGAGUCAGAGGAAUCCUCUUUCAGUGGCCUCAUGAAUAACCAGCUGGGACACAGGUAGUGUGGACGGACUCAAUGGAAAGACCAGGAGGAACAUUUUAUUUUGCGAAACUGAUGAAUGACCGGCAAGACUGUUGUGAAAUGACCAACCGCUAGAGGGAGCGCUGUGCCGUCUGUUUCCUCCCUAACGGUGCUGGAUGAAAAUUGAAAAGCAAAGCUCACCUCAGUGCCAACGUUUUAUAUAAGGACGUUGCAGACGAAAAAACCCUGUUUUAAAGAUCCAGCUUGAAGAAGCAACUCUGUCUUUACUGUUCUCACAAAUUUCUGUCACAUGUACAGCAGAGUGCUGGUGCUAUCAAAUCAGAGCUAUUUAGUUACCUGUACCCAAUCUUUGUGGUCCACCGUAAGGAAAGAAAGUGAUGUUUUGAGACACCUGCUGCACUUUGAGACAGUGUCCUGAAUUGUUUAUUUAAUUGUUUUUAGGACAGUGUGUUGAGCAGGCAAUUAACUAUGCACCUAUGAACACCAGCGUAACGCUGUUUCUCUGGACCCCCCCCCCCCCCCCCCCCCCCCCCCCCCCCCCCCCCUGUCCCCAGAGUAGUGCUGAGCGAUUAACUGAAAUGUGUUAUUUUUCGGGUUUUUAAACAACAACAACUGACGUUGAAUCAAUUAUUUGUAUUUCAUUUAGUUCCGUUAUUUUUCCUGUAAGCUCACUGCACACAGUUUCUCUAAAGAUAAAUCAGAUCCGUUCUGUGUUUCUGUUAUGACUGCUACACAAGAGAGAAGAAUGCGCGAUCAUUAAGGGAUAUAGAGAGCAGCUGUUGUUCCGUGAGGUAAACACAUGAUCUAAGUGGUUGAUAGUUGGUAUUCAGCCGUCAUAAAAGUGUGCCUCAUUUAAUUUGAAGAACUGCAAAAUAGUGAUUUCUUUUCAGACAGCAUUAGGCAGCAGCUCUUUAGAGAUGACUUGGAAUUAAAUAAUAUAUUCAUAAAAAUAAAAAAUAAAUGUAAUAUACACCACAACUGAAAUAUUUUAUUAAAGUAAUGUGAAUAAAUGAUGGUUAGUAAUUGAUAAGCAGUAAUGGGCAGUCUACCAUCAUGGGACUUUUAUUAAUUGUUUUAUUCUGUGUAACAGCAUUCAACCCACAAUGCAUAUUGCAUUGAAUGUUUUAAAAAAAUUAGCAAAACUGUGAUUAUUUUUUAAAUAAUCUAACCGAAACCGAACAGACCUCCAAAAACACUAAUCGCUCAGCACUAUCCCAGAGCUUCCUAUACAGUUAGUCUCUUUCCUUAAAGUGUUGAGGUCGGCAAUUAAGGAGAAUGAGAGGCUCAAUUAAAGAUGUGCUUCAAAUACAGCAGUUCUGUAACAACUUUCUUCUGCCCAGUUUCCCCUGAUGUCACUACGACAAUCAAGAUCUCUUUUUACCAUCCCUGUAACUGUCGCUUCUGCGGAGAUUGUUUUCUAAACUAAAACUCAUAGAACUACCUAAGAAGCAUUAGACUUGUUGGAGGGUUACUGUCAAAACUAUUUAUUCAAUAAAUAAAUAAAUAGACAUGGAUGACAGACACAUGGGCCACCAGUGCACGUGCCUUUGAAGUGGGGGUGGGGAAAGUAGCGGAAUAGUCUUACAUCCACGGAGAAUAUUAUUUGCAAGUCUGUGGCGUGAUAAUGUAGUAGAAGCCAUUGUGAAUAUAAAAUAAGGAAGAACUGAUUGUUUUCUUGCUGUGCGGUAAUCACUAAGGAUAAUGCAGUAUUAUUACAACCAUACAGCUACCACUAAGGAGAAACUUUUCCCCCCUCUCAUCAAACCUGCAUUUUUACGUCUCUAAAGAGGCAAUGAGCAUUUAAGGCAGAAUCCCCAAGUUAAAAUGUACACAAACUUCUGUCCAAAUCGGCGACAAACAGCAUGAUUUAGGUGAGAGGGAGUUAGUUAUUCAUGUCAUUUGUGUUGGGAUUCUGCCUCAAGUUAACAGUGUAUCUUGCAUCACCUAAUAUCAACUCUGGCAAUAUAUUUAAUACCUUUCAUCUUAGGAUUCUAAGAUACAUAUACAUUUUAGUCUUAUCACCAUAUUCUGCUCAGCUUAGUUCAUUUUUCAAACAUCCAUUAAAUUAAAUUAUUACCGUCAGGGACUCUUAUGUUUGUUUUCUCGAUUGUACAAGUCACAAAUGACAUGUGAAAAUGCAUCUUUGCAUUCUAUUUUUGUGACACUGCAACUACAGGGCCCUUUAUUUUACAAGGGUGCUCUUUACUAGAUGGGUGAUUAUCCUAUACUGUAUACACAGUUGAUUGUUUUAAAGCAUUUUGUGCUUGCUUCAUAUUUUCUCUAAUAAAAAUAAACAAGCAAACCAUGA
Messenger RNA from Oncorhynchus mykiss (rainbow trout), 4745 nucleotides. Its product is annotated as lysyl oxidase homolog 2A. Gene Ontology annotation, biological process: peptidyl-lysine oxidation; collagen fibril organization. Lineage: Eukaryota; Metazoa; Chordata; Actinopteri; Salmoniformes; Salmonidae. The record is from RefSeq and is a predicted model, not a curated record. Gene Ontology annotation, cellular component: membrane. Gene Ontology annotation, molecular function: copper ion binding; protein-lysine 6-oxidase activity.